This is a messenger RNA of Entrophospora candida, 1131 nucleotides long. The record is from the annotation of a GenBank genome assembly. NCBI's taxonomy places the organism in Eukaryota, Fungi, Glomeromycota, Glomeromycetes, Entrophosporales, Entrophosporaceae.
AUGUCUGUAUCAGCAAAAUUUUUGGUAACGGGAAUGUUAAUUGGUGGCGUGUGCAAUACCAUACUAAAUAAACUUCAAGAUAUGCAAUGUGUUGAAAACUGUGAUCAAGAAACGAAUAAAAAGUAUUUUGAACAACCAGUUUGGCAAACUUUGAAUAUGUUUAUCGGAGAGACUUUGUGUUUUCUGGCUGGAAAUAACCAAACUAGUGUUGAUACUGCUGAUAAUAUUAUUGUUGAAGAAGAUAUUAAUGUUCCUAUUAAAGAAUUGAAAGGUUGGAAAAUAUUUUUAUUUUGGUUUCCAACAAUGUGUGAUAUUUGUGGUGCUACGUUAAUGAAUGCUGGAUUGAUAUAUACUACUGCAUCAGUUUAUCAAAUGCUUUGUGGAGCAGUUGUAUUAUUUACUGGAAUAUUUUCUGUAUUAUUUCUUCAAAGACAUUUAUAUCCUUAUCAUUGGUUUUCACUUUUACUUGUAGUAUUAGGUGUAACAAUUGUUGGUAUGAGUAGUGUAUUAUUUCCACCAAAACUUACAAAUGAUCUUAUUAGCAGUGAUUACAAUGAUUUCAAUAAUUUAACAACAUUUGAUAAUAGCAUCAUCAAACCAAAUAAUGAUAAAGAAGAUAAAGAUGUAUCAGAUGCAAUUUUAGGAAUAUUUUGUAUUAUAUUUGCACAAGUAUUUACUGCAUCUCAAUUUGUUCUUGAGGAAAAAAUCAUGGAAACAUAUCAUGUCAAACCAUUGAAAGCUGUAGGUUACGAGGGAAUUUUUGGUUUGGGAACAAUGGCUUUUGGAAUGAUCAUAUUACACUUUACCAUUGGCGUUCAUCAACCAGAUGGUUAUUUUAAUAUACCAGCCAGUUGGAAUCAAAUCAUCUCUUAUCAACAAAUUUGGAUUACUGGGAUUGCAAUUUGUUUCUCUGUUGCUUCUUUCAAUUUUUUUGGUUUGUCAGUAACAAGAUCUAUUAGUGCCACCUCAAGAUCCACUAUUGAGACUUGUAAUAUAUUAUUUGUUUGGAUGAUUUCUAUAGCAUUAGGUUGGGAGGUUUUCUCUUGGUUACAAGUUUUUGGUAAAUAUUUAACACAUAAAGUACUUCGUUCAAGUUGCACCACCGUCAACCGUUUAAUAUUGACCGAUUAA